Molecule: messenger RNA, 507 nt
Organism: Funneliformis geosporum
Lineage: Eukaryota; Fungi; Glomeromycota; Glomeromycetes; Glomerales; Glomeraceae
Source: the annotation of a GenBank genome assembly
AUGGUGAUGCAAGUUUUCAAGGUACUAUUAUCGGAAUGGCUUAACGAUUUUGUCGUUUCAAACAACGUCAAUAUCCUUAAUGGCGAGGGCCAAUUCGGCACAAGGGGCAAGGAUGCAAGCUUGCGCUCGUUAUAUCAGCAUCACUUGUCCCCGACACAACAUGAAAGAUCUUCAACUCACAAGAUGACUUCUAUCAUAUCUCCCGUCACACAUUCAUCAACUCCGUGGGCAAAGAUGAUACUCAAAUCUUCUUCACUUCGUGAAAUUCAAGAAAUGGAACCGCCGAACGAAAGCUGCUGCGUCUACGGUUACUACUCAUUCCACCGUAUGAUUUCAAAGGAAAAAUCAACACCCUCAAAUUCUUCUUACGAAAUCAUUGGCCCAAAUUUUGCUCGUCUUCUCCUUUCUACUUCUCCUGUAGUUAGUACACUAGCAUGGAAGUUUAACAAUUCUGCUCCUAAAAAAAACGCUUUAGAGAAAUUCAGAAAGAAAAAAGAGGAAGCAUAA